UCCCUUACAUCCUCUCAGACAAGUGACGCAUUUAUCAUCACUGGUAUAAAGACGCAGCAUCAUUCUCAGUCAGCAGCCGACACUCGCAGUUCAGACCCUCUCUGCUGCACUAAACAGUUCAGCAGUCCACUAUGCGCUCUUCGAGGUGCGACGGUGUGGUGCGCACCGGGCUCUCCACUAAGUAGCCGAAACUCUCCAAACCACUCGAGUUUACUAACAAUGGAGGACGCAAACAACACGACAGCCUGGUUUCAGUUUCACAAUUCUUCCAACGAAACCUCCAAACCUGAAGACGAGGAGGUGAAGCUGAGUUAUCAAGUGGUCACAUCCUUCCUGCUUGGCGCGCUCAUCUUGUGUGCAAUAUUUGGUAACGCGUGCGUGGUUGCAGCCAUCGCCUUGGAGCGGUCUCUGCAGAAUGUGGCCAACUACCUGAUCGGUUCUCUGGCUGUCACCGACCUGAUGGUGUCGGUGCUGGUGCUGCCCAUGGCGGCGCUUUACCAGGUCUUAAACGGGUGGACUCUCGGGCAGGUUCCGUGCGACAUCUUCAUCUCUCUGGAUGUGUUAUGCUGCACGUCGUCCAUCCUGCACCUGUGCGCCAUAGCUCUGGACAGAUACUGGGCGAUAACCGAGCCCAUAGACUACAUGAAGAAGAGGACGCCGCGGAGGGCAGCGGUCCUCAUCAGUGUCACUUGGCUCGUCGGGUUCUCCAUCUCAGUGCCUCCUAUGCUGAUCAUGCGCUCCCAGCCCAGCAGCAUGGCAGAGGACAGGGCAAACCCUAAGCAGUGUAAGAUCAGGCAAGACCCCUGGUACACAAUAUACUCCACAUUCGGGGCUUUUUACAUCCCGCUGACACUGAUGCUGGUUUUAUACGGGCGGAUAUUCAAAGCUGCAAGAUUUCGGAUCAGGAGGACUGUGCGUAAAACAGAGAAAAAGAAAGUGUCCGACUCUUGCUUGGCGUUAUCUCCCGCCCUGUUCCACAAAAAGUCGCCCGGAGACGCGCAGGGCAAGAGCUGGAAACGGAGUGUGGAGCCCCGGCCGCUGCCGAGUGUCAACGGCGCGGUGAAACACGCGGAGGACGGCGAGUCUCUGGAGAUCAUCGAAGUUCACAGUAACUCCAAAGGCAACCUGCCCCUGCCCAACACCCCGAGCUCCGUGCCGCUGUUCGAGAGCAGACACGAGAAGGCGACCGAGGCCAAGAGGAAGAUCGCGCUGGCACGGGAGCGCAAAACGGUGAAAACUCUGGGCAUCAUCAUGGGCACCUUCAUCCUCUGCUGGCUGCCUUUCUUCAUCGUCGCCCUGGUUAUGCCUUUUUGCCAGGAAUCGUGCUACAUGCCCAUUUGGCUGGAACAUGUCAUAAUCUGGCUGGGCUACUCCAACUCAUUGCUCAACCCCAUUAUUUACGCCUACUUCAACAAAGACUUUCAGAGCGCUUUUAAGAAAAUAAUCAAGUGUCAUUUCUGCAGACCGUGAUGGUUUCAGUUUUCUUGGUGUCAUCAUAGAUUCACCGGAUCAUUGAAGUUUGAUCCGAAGACAUCAAGUGAAAAGAGGAGCAGCCCGAAAAGCCAUCAGCCUAUAAAAACGGCAGACUGAGAUUGUCCUGAAUAAAGAAUGACGCUAAAACUGAAGAGAGGGCUCAUCAUGGCUUUCGUUGAUCAUCACCGUCGUUAACAGUAUUGAAAUAUUCCCAGUGUCUGUAGCCUAUGCAUAGAUAAAGCUGUAAUCGUUUGAUUGAAGCUCCAUUGUUCCUCAUCAUGUUCUGUAACGUUCAAUAAAGAAAUACUUUUUAAUAAUUUAUCUGAAGUCAUAAUUUUACAACUUGGGUGCAAAU
Molecule: messenger RNA, 1828 nt
Organism: Thunnus maccoyii (southern bluefin tuna)
Lineage: Eukaryota; Metazoa; Chordata; Actinopteri; Scombriformes; Scombridae
Gene: htr1ab
Product: 5-hydroxytryptamine (serotonin) receptor 1A b
Exons: 1
Coding region: 220-1470 (416 amino acids)
Biological process (GO): adenylate cyclase-activating adrenergic receptor signaling pathway; regulation of vasoconstriction; regulation of hormone secretion
Cellular component (GO): plasma membrane
Molecular function (GO): G protein-coupled serotonin receptor activity
Source: RefSeq, a predicted model, not a curated record